Messenger RNA from Mytilus californianus (California mussel), 635 nucleotides. RefSeq lists its product as uncharacterized. NCBI's taxonomy places the organism in Eukaryota, Metazoa, Mollusca, Bivalvia, Mytilida, Mytilidae. The record is from RefSeq and is a predicted model, not a curated record. The coding region runs from base 41 to 625 and encodes 194 amino acids. The transcript is spliced from 2 exons.
GUAAUUUUGAAAUGUAGAUAAAAUAUAUCUACACGCAGCAAUGAAGAUGAAUAUUUUAAAAGUCAUCUUGUCGAUCUAUUUUUCAGGGAUUAUUACAGUUACUGAUUCUUCAUCAUAUGGUCCAACUAUAGCUGACGUUGAUAUAUCAAAUGACACUUCCACUCAGUCAACCCAAGUUGCAACACAUGGAAUAACAGUGUCAUCUUAUGGCGCAUCUUCCGAUUCAUCCGAAGGUACCACACAAGGAAACUCAACCAAUAUACCUUACAUAACUGAUACGACAGAAAAUCCGAACCACUCGUCUAUUACAACAGCCGUUAGGACGUCAGGUGCUCCCAAAACAUCAAAUCCGUCGGCUGUUCCAGAAACGUCGAAUCCGUCAACUGUUCCAGAUAAAACAACAAUUACUGUACCAUCUACAUCGAGUAAUCCAACAACGACACAUGGUCAUUCGUCGGGCGAUGGUUCUGGAUUUAAUGGGUUAUCCUUUGGAAUCGGUAUUCUGGCUGGUGUUAUAGCAACAUUUUUGUCGAUACUUCUUGUUUUUCUUUAUCGUCGUCGGCAUCCAUAUGAAACUUUAUCAAAUUUAGACUCAACAGCUUCAAUAAACUUUCUGAAAGAUUGAAAUUGUAAAA